AUGGAAAGACCAAAACAUGAGGAACAAGAAUACUACCCUAGGAUCAUCGAUUAUUCAUUCGAAAGCAUAUUCAGAGAAUUCCUUCAAAAUGCUGAUGACGUCGGAGCUACUCAGUUUCAUGAACCUGAUUUUGAAUCGCUCAUGCAGUUACGUGUUGGUGGAAAACAAGACGAUUGGGAAGCAUGGAUUAGCGGAGAUUAUAUUGCGUUUUUGGAUCCUCAAGAGAAAUUCUUGAGACAACGUGGAAUAAUAGGCCAUUUCCCAACAAAUGGCAUUGAGGGGCUUUCUGAAAAGGACAGUUUGGUCCCUUUUGAAGGCAUCGAGAGCAUCAAUUUUCGUUCGAAUUUUAAAGGAACACACUUUCGAAUCCCAUUUCGAAGGGAAGCAAAGGUUUUAUUUGAAGAGCAAGAUCCUGAAAAUUCUCAAUUACAACAAUAUGCGCAACGAUUUCGAUUACGCGUAUUAGAUGGCGUUGCAAGACCACUUGAAAAUUCGAAGGCAAGAUGCUCAGACCGUGCAAUGCUACUGAUUGAAAACACGGAUUUAGAUCAACUGAAACUCAGUUUGAACAGGCAUAUUUGUGCCAAAACUUCAUCGCAAACUUCUAAAAGAAGCCAUCAGUUUAAACAUUACGUACUGAAAUAUAUGUUACAAACCGAAACUAUCUUGUUUAAUGAUAGCUCAGAAGAAGAAGUAAAUGACCAUGUGAAUAAUUUCUUCGAGUGUUUGUUAAGACAACAAUCAUUAGUUCGCUUAUUUCCUAUUUGUCCAAUAUUCGAAUUCAAUUCGGAGAUGCUUUUAAAACAGCUUCGUUCGGAUAUUUAUUGCCAACUUCCGUUUGCUGGUAUCAAACAAGAAUUUCAACAAUUUAUUUUUGUGGAUGUUGAAUUUUCUAGAGAAUCCAAUGACUCUUACGUUCGCUUCCUAAAUAGCGUACUUAAUUAUUAUGAUGUCGUUCAAGGAUUAAAGGAUAAACGCUGUUUUUCCAAUUCAAAUACAAGGAUUUUAAAGAAUAUUACAGAUUUAUUCGACCCCAACAAUUCAGUUUUGUUAGGUGGAAACAGAAACACGGACGUCUUCCUUAAUUCCGGUAUAUUAGAACACACCGAGAGUUUAUCAAGUAUCGAAUUACAAAAUGUGCCGGAACCUCCAUCUGACAUACUCUAUCGAGGCUACAUUGGUUUAAAAUUUUACUUGGAAAACAUCAGAAAAGUACCAAUCUUUCCAGUUGCUAAAGUUUGGGCGAACCUUACGACAAACACUAUUAUCACACUCACGACACUCAAGAAUUUUUGGUUGUUUAUCCUUUCCAAGUAUAGAGAUGUCGCGUGGAGUAAAAUUCAAACAUUUUCGUUUCUUUAUAAUGACCUCCGGAAUGAUGAUGAAUUGAGGAAUAGUUGGGUCGAUAGAUUCAAGCAUGACGUUUUUGAGGUUUAUAAAUGGCUCGAAUAUGAAACCUCACAUGAGGGUAUCGACUUGUCCAAGUACAUUCGUUUAAAUGAUUCUUUAUUCCUUAACUUUACCAUAGAUCAAAAUCCGUUUAACCGCGAUAAUUGGGUUACUGCUAAAUAUUUAAUUUUAAACCGUGAGCCAGGUGAAGACCAAUAUGUGAAUCCAAUGCUUGCCAGGUAUCCUAAUAUGCUCAAAGGUGCUGGUGUCAGAGAAAUAAAGCCGCUAAUUAUGAAAUACGGGUUAAGCAACAUGAUCAAUCAAGUAUUAACAGAAAAAGAGCAUUGGAAUUUCUAUUAG
Funneliformis mosseae is the source of this 1749-nucleotide messenger RNA. NCBI's taxonomy places the organism in Eukaryota, Fungi, Glomeromycota, Glomeromycetes, Glomerales, Glomeraceae. The record is from the annotation of a GenBank genome assembly.